This is a messenger RNA of Hemiscyllium ocellatum (epaulette shark), 2443 nucleotides long. RefSeq names its product dual specificity phosphatase 10 (gene dusp10). Bases 192 to 1742 code for a protein of 516 amino acids. Gene Ontology annotation, cellular component: cytosol; cytoplasm. Gene Ontology annotation, biological process: protein dephosphorylation; negative regulation of JUN kinase activity. Gene Ontology annotation, molecular function: protein tyrosine/threonine phosphatase activity; MAP kinase tyrosine/serine/threonine phosphatase activity. NCBI's taxonomy places the organism in Eukaryota, Metazoa, Chordata, Chondrichthyes, Orectolobiformes, Hemiscylliidae. The transcript is spliced from 4 exons. The record is from RefSeq and is a predicted model, not a curated record.
ACCAGCUGAAUGAAUGUAGCAAAAGAGAGAGAGAGAGAGAGAGAAAAUAAAAACACUACAAGUGUUGGGAAGUUUCUCUGGGAAUAGAUCAAUAACGAUUAGACAGUAAGUGCCAGGAGAACGGGAGGAGCUGCACUUUGUGAUUCCAUUUCCUCCACGGAUCGCCAGCAGGGCUCAUCAACAUCAUCCUGAUGCCUCCAUCCCCUCUAGACGAACGGAUUGUUGGGGUGGUGGCAUUGCCGAGGCCGGUCAGACCGCAGGAGCUCCAUCUCCGUUUGGAUCACACCUACGUGGCGGCUUCUCCACCACCACCACCUCCUCCUCCUCCUUCUCGUCCCGGAGCGGUGAGUGCGGCAGCUGGCCAUCCGAAAGCUCAGAGCCUGGCGGAGGCGGCGGCUCCGCUCCCGUCCCGAAGCGGCAACUUUCCGUAUAUGCCAUCAUCUAACGGCUCGGUGCGCUCCCUGUCCUGCGGAUGCAGCGGCGCUAGUUGCUGCACGGUGAGCACCUACCCCCCCAACAAGGGCGACCCGAGCCCGGGCUCGGUGGUGGGCGGCAGCCACCCUCUACCAGCCCCGGCUGCUGCUGCUGCUGCCUCCGCCGCCGCCAAACCCGGCUGCCCUUCUUGCGCCGGCAGCCCGAUGGUGAGCGGCAAUGAGAACGGCGGCUCUGCAAGCCCCCCGGCUCCCGGAGUCGGAGGGAGCCCGUCCCCUCCGGCCGCUGCGGCCGUCCGCACCAUCCCCCCGGCCGAGCUGGCCAAGAAACUGACCAAAAGCGGCGGCAUCAAGGGCCCCCCGUCUCAGAGCCAGGGUCCGGUCAUCAUCGACUGUCGCCCCUUCAUGGAAUACAACAAGAGCCACAUCCAGGGAGCCGUCCACAUCAACUGCUCGGACAAGAUCAGCAGGAGGAGGCUGCAGCAGGGCAAGAUCACCGUCUUGGAUCUCAUCUCCUGCAGGGAAGGCAAGGACUCCUAUAAAAGGAUAUUCUCCAAGGAGAUAAUAGUUUAUGAUGAGAACACUAUUGAGCCCAACCGGGUGCUGCCCUCUCAGCCACUCCACAUAGUGCUGGAAUCGUUGAAACGAGAAGGCAAGGAUCCGCUGGUUUUAAAAGGUGGACAUAGCAGUUUCAAGCAACACCACGAGAAUCUCUGUGAUCAUUCUCUGCAACUUCAGGAGUGCCCAGAUGCAGGGGCAGCCUCAGCAAUUCCAACUCAACUACCUCAGUCCAUCCCCACUACCCCUGACAUUGAAAAUGCCGAGCUGACCCCCAUCCUACCCUUCCUGUUUCUUGGAAAUGAGCAGGAUGCUCAGGAUAUUGAAAAAAUGCAGCGGAUGAAUGUUGGCUACAUUAUCAAUGUAACUACCCAUCUGCCUCUUUACCAUUAUGAGAAAGGUAUCUUCCGUUACAAGCGGCUACCUGCCACUGAUAGCAACAAGCAGAAUCUCAGGCAAUACUUCGAAGAGGCCUUUGAAUUCAUUGAGGAAGCACACCAGUGCGGUAAGGGGCUUCUCAUUCACUGUCAAGCUGGUGUUUCUCGUUCUGCUACAGUAGUUAUCGCCUACCUGAUGAAGCACACACGGAUGACCAUGACCGAUGCCUACAAAUUUGUGAAAGGAAAAAGACCAAUUAUUUCCCCGAACCUCAAUUUCAUGGGACAAUUGCUGGAGUUUGAAGAAGACCUGAACAAUGGUGUCACUCCUCGUAUUCUCACACCAAAGCUGGUCGGGGUGGAAACUGUUGUCUAACAUGACCUGGCUGCCUUUUUGUAGUUUAUUUUUAAAAUGAUCCCCUCGCUGCUUUGCAGUGUCUUAUAGAAUGCUGGAACUGAGAACCUAAGACUGACUGACUGCACAGUCAUUACUUGUGGAGUUAUACAGUUGAUGGUCUGUGCAGGUUCAUAGACAGCAGCAAACAACUGGAAGUGAAGUGAAGGGAAGAAAGUGUUGAUGAUGAUGAUAUGGUCUGGAGACUACUCAAGGAAUCUCCUUUUAACUAUCCAAAGGUUGCCAAAGCAGAUUGGUUGCAGUGACAGAACCCAACACAUGUGGCUGCUUCUAAUCUCAAUUUAAGCUAAUGAAGAAAGAUGUAAUGUGAAACCUGAUUUUGUAUGUUCAGGUUCUGUUGACGGUUAUAUUUUUCUAUGAGGGUUGAAGCGAAUAUUGGGAGUUAAAUUAAAAAUGGUCUCAUUAAUUACAUGCCCUUUUUGAGGCUUAUUGUGCAAUAAUUGAUUUGCGUGUGAAAUACCAAAUGGAUGGAACUGGGUGCCUAUUCCUUCAUGUAAAUAGACAGUAACGUGCACCUACUCCGAACUUAGGGGGAAAAUUAAAACAAUGAAAAGCAAUUUUUGUUCAGAUUCUGGUCUGAGUACCAUAUGUACUGAUGCAACUUCUUUGAAAUAUGUUGGGUCAGAAUGUUAAAGUAAAAUGUUAUUUAAUAUUUUUCACAA